AUGUUUACUCCCGAUAAUAAUAUGAUUGGAUGCGGCGGCCCGCUAACCUUGGCCGUUGCCAUUUCCCAGAUCAAGGAGCGCCGUCGCAGCCCACGGACCGGCGCCACUGUCCUUAUCCCGCCGUGCACGCCAAUUCAACGCACCACACCCAGUGGUGACCUAUCGAACUCGGAUGCCAAUAUUUAUGCACCAAAGUAUCUGCUCAACGAGUUUAAGAACGGACACAAGACCGUUCGUGUGUACCGCGGCAUGGUGGUUAAGUUGUACAAGGGAGACGCUGAUGUAGCCUCUUGCGCUACGCACGAGCACCGGAUGGCAGUUCUGUUUGCAAACCAUCCGCACAUUAUGAAUGCUCGAGGUGACAUUGUGUUUAACCAGCCUCGAAAUCUUACGGUCCUUCGAUUUACCAACCACGGCUUUGAACUUAACGAUGCCAUCAAUCGCGGGAUGACGGUUGCGCAGAAGGUGUUGGUGGUAUCUCAAAUUGCGUCUGCAGUGCAAUUUAUGCACUCUAAGGGCUAUGUGCAUCGUGACAUUAAGAUGGAUAAUGUGUGCGUGAGUCGAACGACAACCGCAGCGACCAGUGGUGGGGCUAGGCUAAAUCAUGUAGUGGCUACUCUGGUGGAUCUUGAGACCUGUAUGGUGGCUGAUGAGAUCAACCCGCAUCACGCAGUGGGUACACGAGCGUAUUUCCACCCGAAAAUGAUGACCAAUGCGGCGCAAAAGCGAGCCCCGUACGCCGACCUUAGUGUGUAUGAAGUGGACGUGUGGGCCUUUGCCGUAAUGGUACUGGUCAUGUUUAGAGAACAACACGCCUGGUCUGUCCCCCAUGCGUCAAACCGCAACUACCAGAAGUUUCAGAGCUAUGUUUUCGAUACCCCCAGUGCGUGGGUCGAGGACUUGCGGAUUGUUCAGAGUGCCGGGCUGAACCGCAACGUUGUAGCGGAAAACAUGGUUUACACGGCUCUUCGUGUGUUGCGUACUUAUCACCAGUCUCCACCCACAGCACUCGAAAGUCGUGAGGGUCAUGACAAUAGUCCGGCCAGCAUUAUGGAGGCAUUUACGUGGCGCCCGUGA
This is a messenger RNA of Sphaeroforma arctica JP610, 1077 nucleotides long. RefSeq names its product serine/threonine protein kinase. The transcript has a single exon. The record is from RefSeq and is a predicted model, not a curated record. NCBI's taxonomy places the organism in Eukaryota, Ichthyosporea, Ichthyophonida. Gene Ontology annotation, molecular function: protein serine/threonine kinase activity; ATP binding. Gene Ontology annotation, biological process: protein phosphorylation; intracellular signal transduction. The coding region runs from base 1 to 1077 and encodes 358 amino acids.